AUGCAUUCGACGAUUUCAGACUCUGAAGAAGGCGAUUUUGCCGAAACUGUGCAUUCAUUGAUACAAUUCUCAACCUCAGAUGAAAAGAAGAAAAAGAAAAAACGAAAGCGCGAUGUUGCCAGUGGAGAUACUGAUCAAAGCACUGCUGCUGACUUGGCACCGGAAAGUGAUCCAUCAGUAGCUUCGCCCACAUCUGAAAGUAAGAAAGCCAAGGAGAACGGUCAUGAGCUUGUGGAGAAGACGAACCAUUCCAAAGAAAGGAGACGCGAAAAUAGCGCAAAUGCCCAUGAUGUGGAAGGAGUAGAGCCCAAGAAGAAAAAGAAGAAGAAGGAUGCUAUGGCUUCGAAGGUUACAACGACGGAGCAACAAGGAUAUGUGGUUGGCUCACUUUCCAAUCUUUUUGGAACUUCUUCAGCAUCGACAUCGUCAUUGAACGGUGGAGAGAUCUCCAUUCCCAAAGGAGAGACGGUCAUCAAGCCGAAAAGUCAACCGAUUGUCGAAGAGAAAAGCUCUUUAGUUGAGCAGUCGAAACAUCAUAAACGCAUUGAGGAGAGUAGGACGGACCGAGUCAAGCAACGUGAAAAUCGCAAGAAAGCUCGCGAACAGAGAAUGACUCUUGACGAGAAAAAACGAACUCUUUUUGUUGGGAAUGCUCCACUUUCCAUGGACGAGCGUGCUUGCAAGAAAAUAUUUUCGCAAUAUGGCAGUAUUGAGUCCGUUCGUAUGCGAAGCGUGAUGCCAAAUAAGCAGAGCAUCUCGAAAAGGGUCGCGCAUAUCGCUCAUGAUUUUCAUGAGAAGCAAACCUCUGUGAAUUUCUAUGUGAAGUACAAGGAAGAAGAAUCUGUACAAAAGGCGCUGGCAUACAACGGUACGAUUGUGGAGAGGCAUCGUAUCAGGGUAGACACUUGCAUGUCCAAAGCUGAAUACGAUCGAAAGUUGACUGUAUUUGUUGGAAAUCUCCCGUUAGAUGCAAAUGAAGACGAGCUUGCCGAAUUGUUCGAAGAAAAUGUGGGCGGUGUCAGUUUUGCUCGAUGUGUGAAGGACCAAGCCAUUGGCAUGGGCAAGGGUUUUGCAUUCGUCGUGUUCAAGUCCCCCUCUUCGGUACCUCUAGCAUUAGGUCUGACAGGCCUCCAGUUUCACAAAAGAGAGCUUCGUAUAACGAAAGUGAUGAAGAAGGCUAAGGUUAUGAAGAUUCAAAAGGCUAAAAGGAAAAGCGGCGGUGGUGCGCAGGACGAUCAGAAUCUUACAAAAGGCCAAUUGCUCAAAAUAAACAAGUUCAAGUUCUCAACUCGCAAAUCAAAUGAAGACCAACGUCCUGUGCUCAAGAAAAAGGCUAGAAAAGCUAUUCAGCGGAAGAAGCAAGGCAGGCAGUCGAAAAGUCUGAUGCAGUAAACUUGCGAUAUGACUUCGAUGCUGAUGCGCGCACUCGUAACUUUGUUAAAAAUUAUUGUUAGCUCGUUAUUUGUUGAUUGUUGUAUGUACGAGCAUUUAUUGAGAGUAACCUAUGUAAAUGAAAUACAUUUGAACUGCU
Molecule: messenger RNA, 1531 nt
Organism: Cylicocyclus nassatus
Lineage: Eukaryota; Metazoa; Nematoda; Chromadorea; Rhabditida; Strongylidae
Source: the annotation of a GenBank genome assembly